Molecule: messenger RNA, 3350 nt
Organism: Pungitius pungitius (ninespine stickleback)
Lineage: Eukaryota; Metazoa; Chordata; Actinopteri; Perciformes; Gasterosteidae
Exons: 4
Coding region: 1193-2314 (373 amino acids)
Source: RefSeq, a predicted model, not a curated record
ACAGAAAUAAUAAAAGCUGAAAUUAUUUCUAAACAUUGCUGAAAGAAUAGAAAAAGCUGAAAUACAUUUAAAAAUUGCUGUGUUGUUCUAUGUUAACUUUUUGUAAAAUGGAUGUAUAAUCAGUUUAAUCAAUUCAAUCAGUUAUGACAAAUCCAUGUAAUCGUGCAGUCUGUGUUCAAUGUCCAAUCAAUACAUGUUUUGAUCCCUGAUUACUGAUUCAAUUUUCAAUCAAUAAAUGUUUGUCACAAUUCUCGACUUUUCUUUUAAAGUCUUCAAAAUCCCCGUGUAGCCUCGGAUAGUGCUAUUAUUUGAUUACUGUGUGGAUGUUAAAAAGCCUUUAAUUUUUGCCCACAAAUGAUAAUUUACUCCUCGCGUGUUUCAGCAUUAACUCUGAUCAUUUGUAGCCGGCAUCGUGUGACGUCUGCCUUUGUUAGAGCGCUCUGUUUAGGACAGUUCUAAUCAGUCUGUCGCUUCCACUCUGCCGCAACUCUCCCCAUAGCAACCAGAGCCCCGCACACACAAGCAGCCGCUACGUCACACAUAAACAAAUGACUCUGUAUCCAGUCAGCUGACGCUACCGGCAGCUAGCUUUCGUCGGCUAGCGCUACUAUCGCGCUAGCUUUGCGGUGGCUGACAAGUUAUGUCAGCAAGCGCAAACAAGUUGUACGAAGCUACUGCUGCUCUUGUAUUUAGCCAGCUAGCCUACGUGGAUAACCGUCACUCUGUCUGUCUGUCUGUCUGUCUGUCUGUCUGUCUGUCUGUCACUAUUAGCUACGGAAAUGGACGAGGGUCUCUGUUAGCUGUCCCUUUCCCGAGUACUGAAAGCAGCGCUUUACGCAGUGGCUGUUUAGCACAACAAUGUCAAAUAUAUACCUGUGUAUGAACAUCUAUCUAUCUAUCUAUCUAUAUCUAUCUAUAUAGAUAUAGAUAUAGAUAAAUGCACACGUGUUAUCUAUCUAUCGAUUAUUAUCUAUCUGAUGGAUACAACUCUGUGUAUCCGGAACAUAUAUAUGUACAUAACAUCCGACUAUUUUUAUAAUAAAUGAUAACACCAAAUAUGAAAUGAUAAUCGUGUCCAUAAAUAUUCAAAAUAAUAAUUACUGAACUAUAAAAGAGAGCAAAGAGAACAAAAACUUUGUUUCAUGAGCACAAAACUCGCAAACGAGUUUUCCUGGACGAAGGGCUCGCGGACAUGACGAGGCGGCGCGUGGACCUUCUAGAACAUUGUCGGAGCCGCAGCGGCGCGAAAAAUCCACUGCUGUCCAUCCUGAACCGAGAAAGAAUGGCGUUAAGAAAAGUUCUUUCGUCGAAGCCCCAAACCCCUUACUUUAAGCCCCCGGCAAUACACAUUUGUGUGGUUGCACUGAAGGACCAGCAUAGGGUCACGAGGUGGGACUUCCAGGACGGCAGAGCGGUGGCGGCCGUCACAAAAGCUAAUGCCGUCAUGGCCAUCAGCGACGGGCACUCCGUGGCCAAAGUGACCCUGUAUGAAGACCUGAAGGCCCAAGUUCAAGAGGGUGCUUCCUACGUGGUUCGUGGCUAUAACCUGAGGGGCAAUUCCCCUCCAUAUGCCUUUAAUGUCUCAAGGGAGACAGAAUUCUUUCGAAGCAGCGCCCUCGUCAUCGACGAGAAAUUACAAAACGAGGCCUUGAGGCUGAUCAAUCCUCGCUCGCCCCUGACCCCCCUCAGCACCUGCAGGGAAUCUGCUGGUCUGGUCACGGUGGAAGGGGAGGUGGUCGAGGUAAGUAACUUUCCGUUUAACGGGACUGCGAUAUAUAUAGCCAAUGUAGGUUGUUGCUGUAAAAUUAAGAGUGUAAGUCCGCCGGACUGCAGCUAUGAGAACAUUAACACCCAAAUCCACUGUGUUCAGGUGUCUGAGCUGAAGGAGGUGGUGGUGGCGAGGGACCGCGUGCCACUGCAAAACAUCACGUUGAAGCAGGGGGAAACAAAGGUGCCCGUGUCCCUCUGGAGGGAAACCGCCCUCCACUGCUGUGAGAUCGGGAACGUCCUGAGAGUGUCCCACCUGAGAGGGUCGGAGUCCAAUUAUGGAUUCCGGCUCCAAACAACGGUGGAGUCAGCAAUUGAGGCGGUCAGUUCCACGGCAGCGGAGGAGGUUGGAGUUUACGGGGCAACACCGGCACGCGGGGCUCCCGGAAGCCUAAAAGUGCUCCUGGAGGACGACAGGACGCUGUUCAUCGAGGAGAGCAAGUGGCUGCCAAUAGCUGCCAUAAUGGAAGCGCCACCCUUACCGGUCAAAAUAACCGUUAAAGGCAACACCAUUGUCGCCAUUGAAGCCAUGCGGAAGGAGGAGUAGCUGUUUGAGUUUCUUUUUGUUGUUGCUGUUUUUGCUGUUGUUUUAAUGUGUUCAUUAGGAAUCGGUUCUCCGUUGUUCAAAUUACCUUUCACAUUGUAUAGGAUGUUAUUAAUCAAUUUGCCAAAGUUCAUGUGUUCUGUUUUUGUUCUAUGUUAACCUUUUGUAAAAUGGAUGUAUAAUCAGUUUAAUCAAUUCAAUCAGUUUAAUCAAUUCAAUCAGUUUAUUCAAUUCAAUCAGUUAUGACAAAUCCAUGUAAUCGUGCAGUCUGUGUUCAAUGUCCAAUCAAUACAUGUUUUAAUCUCUGAUUACUGAUUCAAUUUUCAAUCAAUAAAUGUUUGUCACAAUUCUCGACUUUUCUUUUAAAGUCUUCAAAAUCCCCGUGUAGCCACGGAUAGUGCUAUUAUUUGAUUACUGUGUGGAUGUUAAAAAGCCUUUAAUUUUUGCCCACAAAUGAUAAUUUACUCCUCGCGUGUUUCAGCAUUAACUCUGAUCAUUUGUAGCCGGCAUCGUGUGACGUCUGCCUUUGUUAGAGCGCUCUGUUUAGGACAGUUCUAAUCAGUCUGUCGCUUCCACUCUGCCGCAACUCUCCCCAUAGCAACCAGAGCCCCGCACACACAAGCAGCCGCUACGUCACACAUAAACAAAUGACUCUGUAUCCAGUCAGCUGACGCUACCGGCAGCUAGCUUUCGUCGGCUAGCGCUACUAUCGCGCUAGCUUUGCGGUGGCUGACAAGUUAUGUCAGCAAGCGCAAACAAGUUGUACGAAGCUACUGCUGCUCUUGUAUUUAGCCAGCUAGCCUACGUGGAUAACCGUCACUCUGUCUGUCUGUCUGUCUGUCUGUCUCUCACUAUUAGCUACGGAAAUGGACGAGGGUCUCUGUUAGCUGUCCCCUUCCCGAGUACUGAAAGCAGCGCUUUACGCAGUGGCUGUUUAGCACAACAAUGUCAAAUAUAUACCUGUGUAUGAACAUCUAUCUAUCUAUAUAGAUAGAUAGAUAGAUAUAGAUAUAGAUAAAUGCACACGUGUUAUCUAUCU